AUGAGUUGCAGAUUGUUUGCCGGUGCUCUGUUGGCACUCUUUGUGCUGCUGGGGUGUUCUGGUCUUCCCACGGCCGUCACAGCAUUCCUUCCCGCUAUUUCAUGUACCGGUACCUCUCGCCAUCAUCCACAGUCUGCUAUAUUAUUUGCGGGUGCUGGCUUUGGUGCGAGCAACAGCAAGAAGAAAACCCCUGGCAGCAAGAAAAAGUCCAAAAAGAAAAAGCCCAAGACGGGUGGUGGUACUGGUGGUACUGGUACCACCUAUGUCAAGUCGGAACAAGAAGAUUUGAUCGCCCAGCUAGCCCAGCAGUCGGCCAAUACAUGCUUGGGAAGAGCCGUGGCCGAAACAGCACCUCAUGAUGAUCCCUUUUGGGAACUCAUGCCCUCAUUGAUCCAUUCCAGGUUUCCCAAUCUACACGAUGCUCAGUUGGAACGAGUUGCUGGAGUCGUCCGACAUGCUCUGGACAGAAAUUUACCGUUGGAAGACGAAAUUAUCCAAAAUCCGCAUCGACCACAAGACGAAAUUCACGCCUACAUGCCCGGGUUGGGAUCCACAAAACCGUUUCAUGAUCCCUCCACCGUGCCUCUCUGUCAAGAACUCAGUGACAAUUACGACACGAUUCUUCAGGAAUAUCACGCACUCAUGGACGAUAUGGAACACGGAUCCAAACAAGAUCGAUUCCAAUCCGUCACCAGCAUGAAUUACGAUAGUGGAUGGAAAACACUCGUAUUGUUCUACAAUGGACACAGAAUUGAAGGAUUCCCCUAUCAUUUGUGCCCCGUCACCACACAACUUUUAGAGUCGGUGCCAUUGGCAGGACGCAUUGCCGGAUUUAAUCGACAACAACCACAAACGGGAAUUCCCAUGCAUACCGAUGGCAACAAUAUGUGGUUGACUUGUCAAAUGGGCAUCCAAGUACCAGAUGAUCAAGCGGCGUACAUUCGAGUAGGUCCCGAAACACGACGAUGGGCCACGGGGGAAUGUCUGCUCUAUGAUACCACCUACGAACACGAAACCUUCAAUGAACAUGCCCAACAGGAACGGGUCGUACUGCAUGUCGACUUUUUCAAUACCAUUGCCAUGACACCAGAGGAAAUACAAGUUAUGCAAUACAUCUACAGUCUACGAGAAGAAUUCAUGAAAGCAGAAGGUGUAGCCAAAGUGGGAGCGCAGAUAUUGUAA
Messenger RNA from Seminavis robusta, 1182 nucleotides. Lineage: Eukaryota; Bacillariophyta; Bacillariophyceae; Naviculales; Naviculaceae. The record is from the annotation of a GenBank genome assembly.